Cuscuta europaea is the source of this 1548-nucleotide messenger RNA. The record is from the annotation of a GenBank genome assembly. NCBI's taxonomy places the organism in Eukaryota, Viridiplantae, Streptophyta, Magnoliopsida, Solanales, Convolvulaceae.
CUUUAUUGCAUAUUGUCCUAGAGGUUCCGUGUUCUUACAAUAUGUUGAAAUUUCAGAAGAUAAGAAGUCAGGUCUUUUUCUGAGUCACUUAACCUCUAAGGUUAUUGAUAUGGUUGGGCCUCAAUAUGUAGUUCAGUUCAUCAGUGAUAAUGGUUCAAAUUUUGUAUCUGCUGGAAACAUGCUUGUACAAAAGUACACCACCAUGUAUAACACGAGGUGUGCUGCACGUGGUAUUCAAUUGCUUUUGAAAGACUUCUAUGAACAAAUCCCUUGGAUGAAAAGUGUUGUUGAUGAUGCAAAAUCCAUUCAAGCAUACAUGUAUCGACACACUAUUGUCACUGCUUUGAUGAGAAAAGCUACAAAAGGAAGGGAACUGAAAAAGCCUUGUACUACUAGGUUUGUUUCCAAUUUUCUUGUUGUGCAAUCUGUAGUCACACUUGAGAAUGAAUUGAGAUUUCUUGUGGCUUCUUCUGAAUGGAGAGAUUUGUCAUAUAGCAAGUCACGAGAAGCUAUAGUUGUGACAGGAUUAAUUCAAAACAAUGUCUUUUGGUCUCAAGCGAGAGAGUGUUUGCAAGCCUUGGAACCUCUGGUCAGAGCUCUCCGCUUAGUUGAUGGUGAUGGAUCUGCGGCUGGAUAUUUGUACCAAGCAAUGGAACUGGCUAAGGUUGGGCUCCAGAAAAGGUCUGAAAAAGAUAGAGAUAAAUAUGGGUAUAUGUUGACUUUAUUUGAGGUGAGGAGAAAAGAUAAUAUCACUCAUCCCAUUCAUGCAUUUGCCGCAUCUCUCGAUCCAUUGUACAUGACUAGUCCCGACUUUAAGCAAACAAUGGAGAUGAAAGAAGGUAUGUUUUUCUUAUUUGAGAAAGUUCUCAAACCGGAUGAGAAUGAUUUAUUCACAAAGCAAUAUCGUGACUAUAUUUUGAAGCCUUCCUCAUUAUUCAACGCAACAACAUAUAGCUUGAUGAAGACAUGUCAUCCUCGAAUAUGGUGGGAGUUCUGUGGUGAUUCUGUGCCAACAUUAAAGAAAUAUGCCAUUCGCAUACCGAGUCAACCAUGCAGCUCAUCAUCAUGUGAGCGUAAUUGGAGUGCAUUUGAAGCUGCCCAGAUAAAGAAACGUAAUCGGCUCAGUCCAGAUAUGCUAGGCAUGCUUGUAUAUUGUAGGAUGAACAUAAUGAUGAUGCAAAAAACAGAUGAAAAAAUGUUUAGAGACGCUGAUCCGGUUGAUUUAAGCAAGCUCGCAGAGUGGCCUGAUUAUGAGUAGAAGUUGAAACAUGCUCCCAAUUUGUGGAUGAGAAUGGAUCGGUUGGGACUUCAGGCAGUUCAUUUGAUGAUACUAGUGCUGACAAUGCUAGUCUCAUUCAUCCCGCCUCAUCCCCUUUCAGAAGUCUGUGUGACUUAUGUUGAUGAUGCAGAUGGGUUUGAAGAUUUUACUUUUGAUUUUUGAGACUUUAUUAGAGACUUUAGUGUUGAUUUACUUUAGAUUUUAGACUUUGGUGUUUUAUGUUUUUCUUUCAUGAUUACUGCAUUUAUUGUCAUGAAAACUUGUUACUA